UGCCGCCUCCGGGGCGAGUCCUCCUGCUGGGGUUCUCCUUUCACACACGCGCGCCCUCGCUCGCUGGGCCGCCCCCUCCUCGCAAGCCCUCUUCUUUCUCGUCCUUCCUAACGCCGCCGUCGGGGGAGGAUUGAUGUCCCUUCAGCAUCAUGCAGCCACCGCCGAGGAAGGUGAAAGUUACACAAGAACUGAAAAAUAUUCAAGUUGAGCAGAUGACAAAACUUCAAGCCAAACAUCAAGCAGAAUGUGAUUUGCUGGAAGAUAUGAGGACAUUCAGUCAGAAGAGGGCUGCUAUUGAAAGAGAGUAUGCACAGGGUAUCCAGAAGUUGGCUAGCCAAUACCUGAAGAGAGAUUGGCCUGGAAUAAAAGCUGAUGAUCGGAAUGAUUACAGGAGUAUGUAUCCUGUUUGGAAAUCUUUUCUCGAGGGAACAAUGCAGGUGGCCCAGUCUCGGAUCAAUAUAUGUGAGAACUAUAAAAACUUCAUUUCCGAGCCUGCAAGGGCAGUGAAAAGCUUAAAAGAACAACAACUAAAAAGGUGUGUGGACCAGUUAACAAAGAUCCAAACUGAGCUACAAGAGACAGUGAAAGAUUUAGCUAAAGGCAAGAAGAAGUACUUUGAGACUGAACAGAUGGCUCAUGCAGUACGAGAGAAAGCUGACAUUGAGGCAAAGUCUAAACUUAGUCUUUUUCAAUCAAGAAUCAGUCUACAGAAAGCAAGCGUAAAGUUAAAAGCCCGGCGAUCUGAGUGUAAUUCCAAGGCUACUCAUGCAAGGAAUGAUUACCUUCUUACUCUAGCAGCAGCAAAUGCACAUCAGGAUCGCUACUAUCAAACAGAUUUAGUUAACGUUAUUAAGACUCUUGAUGGAAAUGUAUAUGAUCACCUCAAGGAUUAUUUACUAGCCUUCAGCCAGACUGAGCUUGAAACAUGCCAAGCUGUGCAGAACACAUUCCAGUUUUUAUUAGAAAACUCCAGCAAGGUGGUACGGGACUAUAAUCUUCAGCUGUUUUUACAAGAGAAUGCCGUAUUUCACAAACCUCAGCCCUUCCAGUUCCAGCCCUGUGACAGUGAUACUAGCCGACAAUUAGAAUCAGAAACUGGGACCACAGAAGAGCACAGUCUAAAUAAAGAGGCUCGGAAAUGGGCCACGCGUGUGGCACGUGAGCACAAAAAUAUUGUUCAUCAACAACGGGUUCUAAAUGAUCUGGAAUGUCAUGGAGUUGCUGUAUCAGAACAAAGCCGAGCAGAGCUGGAACAGAAAAUAGAGGAAGCUAGAGAAAAUAUUCGUAAAGCAGAGAUAAUUAAGUUGAAAGCAGAAGCCCGGCUGGACCUGCUAAAGCAGAUUGGUGUUUCUGUGGACACAUGGCUGAAGAGUGCCAUGAACCAAGUAAUGGAAGAACUGGAAAAUGAGCGGUGGGCUCGCCCUCCCACAGCAACCAGCAAUGGCACUCUGCACUCGCUUAAUGCAGAUACUGAGAGAGAAGAAGGAGAAGAGUUCGAAGACAACAUGGAUGUUUUUGAUGAUAGCAGUUCCAGCCCUUCUGGCACCUUAAGAAAUUAUCCACUCACCUGCAAAGUGGUUUAUUCCUAUAAGGCUUCUCAACCAGAUGAGUUGACCAUUGAGGAACAUGAGGUGUUAGAAGUGAUUGAAGAUGGAGAUAUGGAAGACUGGGUAAAGGCUCGAAAUAAAGUUGGCCAAGUGGGUUAUGUGCCAGAAAAGUACCUACAGUUUCCCACCUCGAACAGCUUACUGAGCAUGCUACAGUCCCUGGCUGCUUUGGAUAGUCGAUCACAUACAUCCAGCAAUUCUACGGAAGCAGAACUCGUUUCAGGCAGCCUCAACGGAGAUGCCAGUGUCUGUUUUGUGAAAGCACUUUAUGAUUAUGAAGGCCAGACGGAUGAUGAGUUAUCGUUUCCUGAGGGAGCAAUCAUCCGUAUCUUGAACAAAGAAAACCAAGAUGACGAUGGCUUCUGGGAAGGGGAGUUCAGUGGGCGGAUUGGAGUCUUCCCAUCGGUGCUAGUAGAAGAACUUUCAGCCUCAGAAAAUGGUGAUACUCCCUGGAUGAAAGAGAUUCAGAUCUCUCCUUCCCCAAAGCUGCACAUCUCCCUGCCUCCACUGCCGCUGUAUGACCAGCCUCCCAGCAGCCCUUACCCUAGCCCAGAUAAGAGGAGCUCCCAGUUCUUCCCCCGAUCUCCUUCAGCACAAGAAAACAACCUUCAUGCCGAAUCCCCAGGAUUCUCACAGGCAUCCAGGCAGACUCCUGAGACCUCAUAUGGCAAACUACGACCGGUCCGGGCAGCUCCGCCUCCGCCCACACAGAACCACCGGAGGCCAGCAGAGAAGUUGGAAGAUGUGGAGAUCACACUGGUGUGAUGACGGGUUCGCCCUCCAUUACGGCUACAAUCAAGGCCAGGCGUGGAGUUUGGCCAGUCUCGUUUUUUAGGCACCUUUGCAUGAUGAUAACUCUUGAACAGAGCAAAACCAAGGAGGGUUCUAUGUGACUGGGUGGCCUGGUGGACUUUUCCCACGUUUUGAAUAUUUUGUGCCUUUUUCGUUGUCAUUUUCUAUGUCGUCUCUCCUACCGUAGCACAAAUUCUAGUGGGCUCCAGCAUAGAGGGCAGUAGCCCUCAUGCCUAACAGUGGUCCAUUUUUACAUGAGACUCAAAAUCAGGCCUCGUCCCAGGGCACAGUCACAGAAUUACUGAUCAUGUGCAUUCGUACAGUAUAUUACUGUGGCCACAAGGAUGUGGCAAAGAUCUCAUCUUUCUCUAAGUGGCUUUUGCUCAUCUGAUUAAGUAUUAAUCAGAUCGUGUUGGCUCCAAAAGGAAACAGAAAGAGGGAUCAGGAGAGGCUGGCUCCUCCCCGACGUUCAUCCCGAGACUGAAAGUGAACCCUUACU
Chinchilla lanigera (long-tailed chinchilla) is the source of this 2898-nucleotide messenger RNA. RefSeq names its product FCH and double SH3 domains 2 (gene Fchsd2). The transcript is spliced from 20 exons. Gene Ontology annotation, biological process: neuromuscular synaptic transmission; regulation of actin filament polymerization. Gene Ontology annotation, cellular component: neuromuscular junction; recycling endosome. Gene Ontology annotation, molecular function: protein binding. The coding region runs from base 150 to 2372 and encodes 740 amino acids. The record is from RefSeq and is a predicted model, not a curated record. NCBI's taxonomy places the organism in Eukaryota, Metazoa, Chordata, Mammalia, Rodentia, Chinchillidae.